Messenger RNA from Kickxella alabastrina, 3057 nucleotides. RefSeq lists its product as uncharacterized. The transcript has 11 exons. The coding region runs from base 1 to 3057 and encodes 1018 amino acids. NCBI's taxonomy places the organism in Eukaryota, Fungi, Kickxellomycota, Kickxellomycetes, Kickxellales, Kickxellaceae. The record is from RefSeq and is a predicted model, not a curated record.
AUGUCUUUUUAUGAUCAAUACCAGUAUGCCGCCGAUAACAAUGACGAUGGCAGCUCGUUUAUGAACAAGGCCAAGGGCCUUUUCCGCGAUGAUGACGGUAGCGUUGACAAAUCGCGCGUCGCAUUUGCUGGUAUUUCCGCCUUUGCUGAGGAGCAGAGCAGAUACAACGAGCAAGCCCAUCAGUUCUUCAACGCCGACGGCCAGCCCAUUGGCCAGCUGCACGACGCCAACGGUGAGCUCAUUGAGCAGGACCUGUACGAUGCCAACGGUGAGCCCGUCGAAGAGGACACUUUGGACAAGCUGCGCAACUACUUCCGCGACGAGGACGGCAGCGUGGACAAGUCGCGUGUGUUCUUUGCGCUCGCCGGCGCUGCACUUGUUGGCUACGCCGGCAAGAAGUUGUACGACCACUUCAACCCAGAGGAGGAGCAAAUAUGUACAAGCAGGAAAAGCAGCAGUACUACGACGCCGACGCUCAUCGAGCAGGACCUCAUUGACAAAUCCCGCGUGUUCUUUGCGCUCGCCGGCGCUGCACUUGUUGGCUACGCUGGCAAGAAGCUGUACGACCACUUCAAUCCAGAGGAGGAGCAGAACAAGUACGAGCAGGAGAAGCAGCAGUACUACGAUGCCGAUGGCCGUCCCAUCCGCCAGCUGCACGACGCGAACGGUGACUUGAUUGAGCAGGAUCUGUACGAUGCCAACGGUGAGCCUGUCGAAGAGGACACUUUGGACAAGCUGCGCAACUACUUCCGCGACGAGGACGGCAGCGUGGACAAGUCGCGUGUGUUCCUUUCUCUUGCCGGUGCCGCCCUCGUUGGUUACGCCGGCAAGAAGGUAUUUGACCACUUCAACCCCGAGGAGGAGAAGAGCAAGUACGAUGACGAAAGCAGCAGUACUACGACGCCAACGGUCCUCAUCGAGCAGGAUCUGUAUGAUGCUAACGGCGAGCCCGUUGAGGAGGACACUCUAGACAAGCUGCGCAACUACUUCCGCGAUGAGGACGGCAGUGUGGACAAGUCGCGUGUGUUCUUUGCGCUCGCCGGCGCUGCACUUGUUGGCUAUGCCGGCAAGAAGCUGUACGACCACUUCAAUCCAGAGGAGGAGCAGAACAAGUACGAGCAGGAGAAGCAGCAGUACUAUGACGCCGAUGGCCACCUGUACGAUGCCAACGGCGAGCCUGUCGAAGAGAAUACAAUUGACAAGCUGCGCAACUACUUCCGCGAUGAUGAUGGCAGCAUUGACAAGUCGCGCGUGCUAUUUGCGCUUGCCGGCACUGUUCUUGUUGGAUACCUGGCAAGAGGAUCUACCGCCAUUUUAACCCAGAGGAAAUGCAAGGCUCGUAUGAGCAGGAGAAGCAGCAGUACUACGAUGCCGAUGGCCGCCCAUCCGCCAGCUCACGACGCGAACGGCGACUUGAUUGAGCAGGAUCUGUACGAUGCCAACGGUGAGCCCGUUGAAGAGGACACUUUGGACAAGCUGCGCAACUACUUCCGCGACGAGGACGGAGUGUGGACAAGUCGCAAGGUAUUUGACCACUUCAACCCCGAGGAGGAGAAGAGCAAGUACGAUGACGAAAAGCACAGUACUAUGACGCUAACGGUCCUCAUCGAGCAGGAUCUGUAUGAUGCUAACGGCGAGCCCGUCGAAGAGGACACUUUGGACAAGCUGCGCAACUACUUCCGCGACGAGGAUGGCAGUGUGGACAAGUCGCGCGUGUUCUUUGCGCUCGCCGGCGCUGCACUUGUUGGCUACGCCGGCAAGAAGCUGUACGACCACUUCAAUCCAGAGAGGAGCAGAACAAGUACGAGCAGGAGAAGCAGCAGUACUACGAUGCCAACGGCCGUCCAAUUCCGCCAGCUCCACGACGCCAACGGUGAGCUCAUCGAGCAAGACCUGUACGAUGCCAACGGCGAGCCCAUUGACAAGUCGCGCGUGCUAUUUGCGCUUGCCGGCACUGUUCUUGUUGGAUACCUGGGCAAGAGGAUCUACCGCCAUUUUAACCCAGAGGAAAUGCAAGGCUCGUAUGAGCAGGAGAAGCAGCAGUACUACGAUGCCGAUGGCCGUCCCAUCCGCCAGCUUCACGACGCGAACGGUGACUUGAUUGAGCAGGAUCUGUACGAUGCCAAUGGCGAGCCUGUCGAAGAGGACACUUUGGACAAGCUGCGCAACUACUUCCGCGACGAGGACGGCAGCGUGGACAAGUCGCGUGUGUUCCUUGCUCUUGCCGGUGCCGCGCUCGUUGGCUACGCCGGCAAGAACAAGUACGAUGACGAGAAGCAACAGUACUACGAUGCCAACGGUCAGCCCAUUGACCAGCUGCACGACGCCAACGGCGAGCUCAUCGAGCAGGAUCUGUAUGAUGCCAACGGUGAGCCCGUCGAAGAGGACACUUUGGACAAGCUGCGCAACUACUUCCGCGACGAGGAUGGCAGUGUGGACAAGUCGCGCGUGUUCUUUGCGCUCGCCGGCGCUGCACUUGUUGGCUACGCCGGCAAGAAGCUGUACGACCACUUUAACCCUGAAGAGGAGCAGAACAAGUACGAUCAGGAGAAGCAGCAGUACUACGAUGCCGAUGGCCGCCCAUCCCUCAUCGAGCAGGACCUGUACGAUGCCAACGGCGAGCCUGUCGAGGAGGAUACGAUUGACAAGCUGCGCAACUACUUCCGCGAUGAUGACGGCAGUAUUGACAAAUCCCGUGUGUUCUUUGCGCUCGCUGGCGCUGCUCUAGUAGGAUACAUGGGCAAGCAGAUCUAUGACCACUAUAACGAGGAGGAAGAGUCGGUGGAGCAGAGUCAGGCUAUUCAGCAGCAGGCACAGUACUAUGACGCCGACGGUCAGCCUAUUUACGAGCUGUAUGAUGCCAAUGGAAAUCUUGUCGAUCAGAUUAUAUAUAAAGCCGACGGCGAGCCCGUUGAAGAGGACACUUUGGACAAGCUGAGGAACUUUUUCCGUGAUGACGACGGCAGCGUGGACAAGUCGCGUACUUUCUUUGCUUUUGCAGGUGCCGCUGCUGCCGGCUUUGCGGGCAAAAAACUUUACAACCGGUUCAGCAGAUAA